Molecule: messenger RNA, 930 nt
Organism: Oncorhynchus nerka (sockeye salmon)
Lineage: Eukaryota; Metazoa; Chordata; Actinopteri; Salmoniformes; Salmonidae
Product: FH1/FH2 domain-containing protein 1-like
Exons: 3
Coding region: 366-764 (132 amino acids)
Biological process (GO): cortical actin cytoskeleton organization
Cellular component (GO): cytoskeleton; cytoplasm
Molecular function (GO): actin filament binding
Source: RefSeq, a predicted model, not a curated record
AACUAGCAGUUUGAAUCGUCUCAGUUUAACUGCUGUGCCAGCUGUAGCUCUGUCUAUUUCCAUCUCAUGAGUCACUCAUUCGCAACUUCCAGCAGCAGUUCCGAACCCCUCGCACUCCGCUUCCUGAUACCUGACGUCACACGGUCACAGCAAGGGGUUGUCCGCUGGUGUGUUCUGGUACAGCAACAGUUUCCCUUGAACACCGAGAGAAAGAGCGUCAAGCGGGGAGGAAUAAGUCGCCGCGUUUUUUCCUUCUUUAUUUUAAAAUGGAAGUUUAGGACAAGAGGAAUAUAUCCGCAGGGACACAGCUCUACACCGCGACUGACAGCAGAGAAACGUUAACGCCAGCCGGCUGAGGAAAAGCCAUGGCCAUUAUAACCUGCCGAGUGCAGUAUUUGGAGGACUCGGACCCUUUCGUCUGUACCAACUUCCCGGAGCCACGGAGACCGCCGCCCUAUGAUCUGGACGAAAACAUCGCCUUGAUUGAGCAGAUAGCCGGGGUUCACAAACUCCUGGAGGCACCGCUGAAGUUGGAGGAGUGUGCUCUGCAGAUGGCCCCCAAUGGGAACUACCUGGACCUGGACCUGUCUCUGGGGGAACAGAAAGAUGAGGUGGAACAGCUCUAUGACGACGUGGGUAGAGGGAAGAAGCCCAUCCUGAUCCUGAGAACUCAGCUAUCUGUCAGAGUCCACUCCAUUCUAGGUAAGAUCCCGCUCCUCCUUUUCCAUCCCUCCGUCCCACUUGAAACGAAGUCCAUAUCAUGAAGGCUUUAUAGAACCCUAACCCUAAAUGCUUCAAAAGCACUUCAUAGAUGCUUAACAGCAAGGUGUUUGUUAUGAGUGAUUUCUGAACCAUCUAUAUACACCUUAUAAAGGGUUUAUGAAGUCUUCAAUAAGUCUUCAGUUAGGAUUCCUUUACUAUCCGUCUGUA